Molecule: messenger RNA, 252 nt
Organism: Spirometra erinaceieuropaei
Lineage: Eukaryota; Metazoa; Platyhelminthes; Cestoda; Diphyllobothriidea; Diphyllobothriidae
Source: the annotation of a GenBank genome assembly
AUGGGUUCGCCGAUUUCGGGACUCAUAACCGAGGCGGUUCUAAAACAGCUGGAGUCGCUGGUUUUCCGACACCUCAGACCGAAAUUUUGGGCUCGAUAUGUGGACGACACCUUCGUCGUCAUCGAACGGGAUCAGGUGCUAGAAUUUAAAGAACAUCUCAACGCAGUCUUCCCGGACAAUCGAUUUACGAAGGAGGAGGAGGAGGAGGAGGAGGAGGAGGAGGAGAAGGAGGAAGAGAAGGAGGAGGAGUAG